Molecule: messenger RNA, 1610 nt
Organism: Aspergillus uvarum CBS 121591
Lineage: Eukaryota; Fungi; Ascomycota; Eurotiomycetes; Eurotiales; Aspergillaceae
Exons: 2
Coding region: 232-1491 (419 amino acids)
Source: RefSeq, a predicted model, not a curated record
UAUUGAUGCGACUUCUUUGUUCUCAUCUAGAAUACGGCCAACCAUACUUCUGUCACCAUCACCUGUUUAUCUUCGUACUUUCUAAAAAGCCCUCCAAACUGCUGUUUCUUCUUACUACUCACAAACUCUUCUUUAGUUACUCUAUCUUACAUACUCCCGCCACAACACCAUUGUUCUUUCUUACCAGUUGCAACCUCUUCUUUAGCUGCUCUAUCUACAUAUAUUCCCUUUAUGCCAUCCUUCAAGCAUCAGCAUCAACAACAAAAGCACCACUCUUUUCAUCCUCCUCCAUUAUUUUGGGAUAAACUCUCUAAGCUGUGGUUAACCAAGAGCGCGUUAAGAGAAGCCAACCGACGAAACAGAUCCUUGUUCUUAUACCAAGGCUCCUCUUCUAUUCCUCAUACCUUUGCUCCUGAUUUCUUGCGCAACUGUUCUACUGCUCGCUUAAAAGAAGUUAGAAGAUUUUCCCGCUGUGGAGGACCGGAUCUAUCAGAUAUUAGAGAUUAUCCCGCACCAGCCCACUUCGAUCAGUACUCUAUGGAUCCUGAUGAUCCCAGCCCGAAGCGCACUACCACCAAGGGAAGCACAGCUUACGACCCCCAUUUUGAGGGACAUCUAAACGACCAUGGUAUCUUCAUGCCAUCUGGUACAUAUCCAGACGGUACUAAGCCACCUAGGCCGGCAAACAUUGCAGAAAUUCAAAGAAGACUACGGAACUCUCGACCUUCAAUGGCACUAUCAGAAAACUCCUUAGAGAGAGAAUACGAAAACUUUACUACAGUUAACGACAAGACUUCUGAUGAGCAGCUGGUUGUCAAGAAAAUCCUUCCUUUUCUUGAAGGCUCGCAGCAAUACUCCUUUGAAGAUGGCGGCAAUCACUCAUUCACAAAUUUGACUCCCCUAACAGACGGCACCCUAGCUAAUGCUACGCCUGAUUUUUACCAUGGCGCGCGCCCGAACCAGCUAGAUAACGACAUCCGGGAAGACCUGAGUAACACGAUUAUUCCAACGCGUCGGACCAACCGUCCAAUAGCACCAAACUUCUUCCUUGAGACAAAAGGCCAUGAUGGAAGCUCCGCCGUGCUUAAACGCCAGGCCUGUUAUGACGCUGCUCUGGGAGCACGAGCUAUGCAUGCUCUGCAGCAAUAUGGGCAUGGACAGAGCAGCAAUAAGCCGAAUUAUUACGACAAUAAUGCCUAUACUAUCGCAGCUACUUUCAAAGAUGGACUGCUAGGGUUGUACGUGACUCACCCUACCAGAUCUACGGACAAUAAUGAUCCAGAUACCAAUUAUGUGAUGACCCAGGCUGGGCAAUGGGCAUUACAUGGUGACCCAGAUACUUAUCAGCGGGGUAUAACGGCCUAUCGAAAUGCCCAAGACCUGGCCAGGGAAUUCAGGGACGACUUAAUCAGGCAGGCAAAUGAACAAUACGCAGCUGGCCAAGAUAAUGCCAGUGGUUCUGAUGGAUCUGAGGAAACUAUUAAAUUGUGAAGGCUCAACAUAUAGUGAUUGAGAUGGUUCGAUGGUUGUUGAGCUGACUUUUCUCUGGGUUACUAUGCGAAUGUGAGAUACCAGGGCUUUAGCAAAUCAAUAGCAGCUUGUUGUGCCAU